UCCCCGUCGUUGCAGUGCUUUGCUGCGCUCUCCCCCUCUCUCUCUUCUUUCUUUCUUUCUCGCUUUCUUACCCAGCGCCUAGUUUCUUCCUCCUCCUCCAUCUCUUCCACAUCCUUUUCCUAGUCCCUGCCUCAGCCUUGCACCCCCGUCCCAGCAUCCCGAUAAAUGGUCGCUCCAUCCUCGGUAACUCUGGACGCAGGACACAGUGAAAAGGCGCACCGCUCCGUUCUGAUCUGAGCACACUGCGGAUUGACUUGAAAGAGAAGCAGACCAGGUACAGAAGGGAAACGAGGGGAAGCCGGUCGCUGUGAGUGGCCAGGAUCUCAUUUCGCAAUGCCAGUGCCAGAGCAGCCUGCGGAGCAAGAGAAGGGGGCCAUGGUUCCCCCUGUGAUGCCAGCCUCCAAUGGAGACAGAUCUGAGACAGAGACGACCUCUUCCAUCCUUGCCUCUGUCAAAGAGCAGGAGCUUCAGUUUGAACGCCUGACCAGGGAACUUGAGGCUGAGCGUCAGAUUGUUGCCACCCAGCUGGAGAGAUGCAAACUGGGAUCAGAGGCAGGCAGCAUGAGCAGCAUCAGUUCAACAGAUGAGCAGUUUCGUUGGAACGCUCAAGCGGACGGACAAAAGGAUAUUGAGGAUGAAUUGACCACAGGUUUGGAGUUGGUGGAUUCCUGCAUUCGCUCCCUUCAGGAAUCUGGAAUACUUGACAGUGGAGAACGACCGGCUCUUCUUUCCCAGAGUUCCUUGCAGCUCAACUCCACCCCGGAGGCUUCGCUCCAGUACUCUGCCAGCUACCAUAGCAACCAGACCCUCGCCCUUAGUGACAGCAUCUCCGCAGCAACUCCUCAGCGCAGUGGGCAGGUUGGAGGAGCUGUUCACAGCUACAACCAGGUGACAUCUAGUCGUGCAGCCCAGCAACAACAAUCACAAACUGGGGCAGGGUCAGGUAUAUACUACUCUAGUUCCACCUUGCCUGCCCAGCGUGUCAGUUCCCCUCUUUCUGGAGGAGGAGGAGGCUCAGGGUCCAGCUCCCCUAGUAAGCUCCAACGCCUGGGAUCAGCUUCUGACACACCAGGGUACUCUACCACUCAACGGUUGCCUUCCUCCUCCUCCUCUCCCAAACAGUCCCCUGCUAAUCGACUGGCCAAGUCAUACAGCACCACGGUUGCUGUGACAACAGCAGGAGGAGGCGGGUCACCCCUGAGGGUGGCAUCUCCACCCAACUCUACAGCAGCAGGGGGAGGGGCCAGCUCAUCAUCAUCCCCUCUUCACCAGAUGAGUUCGGGCAUAGGGAGCUAUGCCACUCUGUCUCCCAAAAGGCUGGCAUCUCACCACGCUUCUGACCAGUACAAGAUCUCCCAUGAGCUUUACGCUACCGCAACACUGCAGAGACCUGGCAGUCUGGCAGGCUCUCGUGGCUCCUACAGUAGUCAGCACAGUCAGGAGGCCCUUCGGCCCUUGGGGUCCCCAGAGCACCACAUAGAUCCCAUCUAUGAAGAACGUGUCUACCACAACAAGGGCCCCAUGAGGAGCCUCAGCCAGAGCCAGGGGCCAGACACAGGCCCCUAUCGCAACAACACCGCUCCCUCCUCCCCUGGUGUCGACUCCGCCCCUUUGCAGCGUACAGGAAGUCACGGCACAGGGACGGGAAACUACAGCCGAGGCGGGAACAACUAUGCCACAGUGGGACCAGGCUACACCUCAAGUGGAAGUGGUGGAGGCGGAGAUGUGUAUGGCUCUGAUCCCUAUGUGGCGGACCCCUACCGCACCCUGCAGUACUGCCCCUCGGUGGUUGAAUCGCCCUACAGCAAGUCUGGACCAGCCCUGCCACCUGAAGGCAGCCUGCAGCGUUCACCUUCUAUCGACUCUAUUCAGAAAGACCCAAGAGAGUUUGGGUGGAGAGAUCCGGAGCUGCCAGAGGUAAUCCAGAUGUUACAGCACCAGUUCCCAUCGGUUCAGUCCAAUGCAGCAGCCUACCUACAGCAUCUCUGCUUUGGAGACAACAAGAUCAAAGCCGAGAUCCGUAGACAGGGAGGCAUUCAGCUGCUGGUCGACCUACUGGACCACAGGAUGAGCGAGGUUCACCGCAGCGCCUGCGGAGCCCUGAGGAACCUGGUAUACGGCAAAGCCAACGAUGAGAACAAAGUAGCUCUGAAGAACUGCGGGGGGAUUCCUGCCUUGGUCCGCCUGCUGAGAAAGACUGGAGACGUAGAAAUCAGAGAGCUGGUCACAGGUGUGCUAUGGAACCUGUCAUCAUGUGAUGCUCUAAAAAUGCCAAUCAUCCAGGACGCCCUGGCCGUUCUGACCAAUAGCGUCAUCAUACCCCACUCUAACUGGGACUCCUCCCCAAAUCACCAUGAUGACCGCAAGCUCCACCUCCAUACCUCCCAGGUGCUGCGCAAUGCUACAGGCUGCCUCAGGAAUGUAAGCUCCGCAGGUGAGGAGGCAAGACGAAGGAUGCGGGAGUGUGAUGGCCUGACAGACGCUCUGCUCUACGUCAUCCAGACAUCUCUGGGCAGCAGUGAGAUUGACAGCAAGACUGUAGAGAACUGUGUUUGCAUUCUGAGGAACCUAUCGUACCGCUUGGCUGCCGAGACGUCCCAGGGCCAGCAGGGGGGGUUGGAGGAGCUGGAUAGCCUGCUGUGUGAUGCCAACGGUCGUGAUGGAGAAAGCUCGGGCUGUUGGGGCAAGAAGAAGAAGAAAAAGAAGGGAGCUGACCAGUGGGAUGGUGUGGGCCCUUUUCCAGACACGGCAGAGCCUCCCAAAGGGGUUCAGAUGCUGUGGCACCCCACCAUCGUCAAGCCCUACCUCACCCUGCUGUCUGAAUGCUCAAAUCCCGACACCCUGGAGGGAGCAGCUGGGGCUCUACAGAACCUGGCCGCAGGCAGUUGGAAGUGGUCUGUGUACAUCCGGGCUGCUGUCCGCAAGGAGAAAGGCCUUCCCAUCCUGGUGGAGUUACUGAGGAUAGACAACGACAAAGUGGUGUGUGCCGUGGCUACCGCUCUCAGAAAUAUGGCCCUGGACAUAAGAAACAAGGAGCUCAUUGGUAAAUAUGCCAUGAGAGAUUUGAUCCAUCGGUUACCAGGCAGUAGUAGCAGCAGCCACAAUAAUGCCACCAGCACUGGGACCUCUAGAACCACAGGCCCUCCCAGCAAGGCCAUGUCAGACGACACGGUAACUGCAAUCUGCUGUGCACUGCAUGAAGUCAUCACAAAGAAUAUGGAGAAUGCCAAAGCCCUACGCGAUGCUGGUGGUAUUGAAAAACUCAUCGGCAUCGCCCGCAGCAAAGGAGACAAACACUCAGCUAAGGUGGUAAAGGCAGCCUCUCAGGUCCUCAGCAGCAUGUGGCAGUAUAGAGACCUGCGCUCCCUCUACAAGAAGGACGGUUACUCCCAGUAUCACUUUGUGGGCUCUGCCUCAACGAUAGAGAGAGACAGACAGAGACCCUACUCCUCCUCUCGAACUCCCUCUGUCUCCCCUGUCAGGACGUCCCCAAAUAAUCGCUCUGCGAGCGCUCCAGCCUCCCCCAGAGAGAUGAUGAGUCUGAAGGAACGCAAGAUGGACUACGAUUCCACAGCAACCAACGCUGGUUUCCAUAGCAACAAAGGAGAGCACACAUCCCGGAAAGACGGCAUGGCAGUUCAAGUAUCGUGUGGGACAUCCACAUUGUUCCGAAACUCUUACCUGACUGCCAGUGAUGAUAUCAAACAAAACCAGGCUCCAGCCCAGCCCUGCGUCGUGUCCCCCCAGCCUCAGCAGGACAGCCCGUCAGCAGCUGUGCUAAAAGACUACGACCCCUAUCCUCCCCCUCCUUCCUUCCCCCAGCCUCAGCCACCUCAGCCUCCACCUCACAGCCAGAGCCGAAGCUUUGAAGAGGCCUAUUACGAGGACCAGGGACCUCCACCUCCCCCAUCCCAGCCACAGCCGCAGGUACAGGUGCAGGCCCAGUCUCAGGCCCAACCUCAGCAGCCUCAAAGCUCCACUGGACCACCCCGUGACCCGCGGGAAGACCUGCGCAUGCACCUGGGCCUCAAAUCCACUGGCAACUAUGUAGACUUCUACUCAGCUUCUCGGCCAUACAGCGAACUGAACUAUGAAACCAGCCACUAUCCGGCCUCGCCUGACUCCUGGGUGUAGUUACUAUGAUGAUGGGGGGCAAGAGAGUAUGCGUGUGAAGGGGAUUAUUUUUGCAAACAAUCAGCAGCAGAUGAACACAAAGUGACAGCAAGUGGCAUGUUGGACAGGUAUCUUGUAGCCUAUGGCAGGAAAUAAUUGUUCUCUAAAAUAAGACUAAGUCUGAUUGGGGUUAAGAAGGGAAGCCAGGACGAGUGACUAAGAAAGACUGUGCAUGUGCAUGCCAACAUUUUCCUUCUUUUUUUUUUUUCUUUUUUUUCUUUUUAAAGAACUUUCUUUCCUCAAGGUCAGCUUAAUUGCAAUAGUGACUGGAUAACGAGCAAGUGGGAUUAGAUUUGAACAAGUGUUUUUGAAAGUGUGUGAGAGGAGUGGGCAGGGGAAUAUAGAAACAGAGAAAAAUGUCCAGGCAGAGAGUACACAGAGGCCUGGAGAGAAAGGUGAGAGAUAAUGGGAAUUGGAUGACUCUAUAAAACAGGAAGUGGCCUGAGCUUUUGUUAAAGAUACAGAGAAGCAGAGAAGAGGGACAACGAUGCGAUUAAGUUUUUUGAGGAGGUUAGGAAGAAUAAAAGCACAGAGAAAGAUGAAAGCACAUCAGGCACAAGACAAGAAGUGGAUGUUUACCGUUUCACCCAAGUGACAAACGUAGCACUGCUUUUAUCCCCCUUUUUUUUGUUGCAAUGGCCUUGCUGCCUACAGAGGCUUUUGAAUAUUCUUUCAAGGAAUGUCAUCUUCAAGAGACUUCUUUUUUGUCGUCAUUCUUUCACAUCUUUUUUUAUUUGUACUUUUCUAAAUUUUCACUUUCAAAAAAGCAUUUUUAUUUCCUGUAUAAAAUUCAAUGGUGAUAUAGUGUGUAUAUUACACGUUUUUGAUGGGGCCACUUAUGAAAAUAUGAUUUUUUUUUUCCCAUGACUGAUUAUUGACUGAAACAACAAAAAGCAACAAAAAUACGUGAAAUGCAAACACAAGAAGCAUAAAAGACAGACAUCAUCAGGAUGGACGUCAGUGGAUACCUUUGUUUUUGCCCUUUUCCAAGCACGAGAGGAGGCCUUCUCUCUAUCAAGUUCAUUUUGUUGUGGACAUGCCCAAACGUCAAAAGCAGCUCAAGGCUGAAAAGUGCUUUUUCACUGCCUAAAGAAAAUAUGUGUAUGUUUAAAGCACUUUGGAAAAGGUUGUCUUUUCCUUUUGGGGAGCUAAUAUGUUUGACCAUGUCAACUUUCAGUGGUUUCUCAUCAUCAUUUGAGUAUAAAAACUGGUCCGUCCAGCAAGAGCUACCGUGAAUACUGUACAUCUCCAUGUACAGUAAAGAUAAAGAUAAAGCGAGAGAUGUGACAUUGUGCCAAACUUUGACACCUCUUCGACCAGUCCUAGAGGAAUUUAAAGGGACAUUCUGUCGAAGUUUACAGACAAUGACUGGAUGACUUCCUCUGCUGUUUGUAACUUUUAUUUUCUUGUGUUUUGAUCAGGUGAAAACAUACUUAUUGCUGGGGAUCGUGGGGAUCACCUCCCUCCUAUAGAUGUACAGACCUGCCUCUCUGUGUUGGCUGAGCAUGUGUUGGUGUGUGUGUGUGUGUGUGUGUGUGCGUACAUGUGUGUGUGCGCGCGUGUGUGUAUGUGUGUGGACAUGAGUGUGUGUGUGUUUCUGUACAUGUGCACGUAUGUGAUCGAAUGUGUGGCCUGUGUGUGUACACGUAAACUUGAGCGAGCGUAUCUAUGCAUGCAUGUGUGUAGUAGUGUGCGUAUGCCUCUGUUGCGUGUAUGUACGUGUGCGUUCCUGUAUAAAUCAAUGUCCAAACAAGGCAUUCCUACUGACAGUUUGUCCAGUUUUACAACAUGAAAAACCAAGGUAAAAAUCACUAGAAUGAAUUGUUGAUAUAGAAUGACAAAUCUAUAAAUAUAUGAAUAUAAAUAUAAAUUUAAAUAUAUAUAUAUAUAAUUUUUAUGUGCAGAUGUCAUUGUCACUAAAUGCAACAAAUGUUCGCAGAGAAAAAAAAUGAUUAUGUGGUGUACAACAGGACUCUUGUUCACUUGACCUAAACGUGGAAACUGCUGAACUCCCACCCCCCCACCCCCACCCCUUCAAUCAAGACAAAAAACAAAUCCCACCUGAGGAUGCUCAGGCUCUGGUGCGAGUUGUGUGUAAUUGUGUGUCCAUGCUUCUUAGAUGACUGUGCUGAGAGAGGACCGUACUUGAACACAAGGAAAAAUAAAAAGACUCUUUGCAAUCAAA
This is a messenger RNA of Seriola aureovittata, 6358 nucleotides long. RefSeq names its product catenin (cadherin-associated protein), delta 2a (gene ctnnd2a). Gene Ontology annotation, molecular function: cadherin binding. Gene Ontology annotation, cellular component: nucleus; postsynaptic density; adherens junction. The record is from RefSeq and is a predicted model, not a curated record. NCBI's taxonomy places the organism in Eukaryota, Metazoa, Chordata, Actinopteri, Carangiformes, Carangidae. Bases 334 to 4134 code for a protein of 1266 amino acids. Gene Ontology annotation, biological process: cell-cell adhesion; dendritic spine morphogenesis; cell-cell junction assembly. The transcript is spliced from 25 exons.